Molecule: messenger RNA, 1172 nt
Organism: Sus scrofa (pig)
Lineage: Eukaryota; Metazoa; Chordata; Mammalia; Artiodactyla; Suidae
Gene: STX19
Product: syntaxin 19
Biological process (GO): intracellular protein transport; exocytosis; synaptic vesicle fusion to presynaptic active zone membrane
Cellular component (GO): plasma membrane; synaptic vesicle; presynaptic active zone membrane
Molecular function (GO): SNARE binding; SNAP receptor activity
Source: RefSeq, a predicted model, not a curated record
CAAGCAGAACCAGAUUCUCCAGGUGUGAGGUAAGCAAUUUGUUCUCAUUUGAUAUUAACAGCAAAAGGACGACUUUAACUUAUUUGACUUCAACAUGUGGCUUUCAAUUAAGUUACCUAAAUGAAAAUCAUACAGAAAUUAGCCUGUGAACUAGAAGACAGAGAUUUAAAUAAUCUUAAUAAAACAUUAAUGUUACAGAUGAUACUCAGGUUUUCUCUCAAAGGCAGGACUCCAACUGCGUAAGUGGAAAAGCAACAAGAGGAACAAGACAAAGGAGGGAAGGAAAGAUGAAAGACCGACUUCAAGAACUAAAGCAACGAACAAAGGAAAUUGAGCUCUCUAGAGACAAGGAUGCAUCAACUACAGAAGUAGAGGAACAAGGGGUGUUUCUGCAGCAAGCUGUUAUUUAUGAAAGAGAGCCUGUAGCUGAGAGACACUUACAUGAGAUUCAAAAACUACAGGAGAGUAUUAACAAUUUGACAGAUGAUGUUCAAAAGUUUGGGCAGCAACAGAAAAGCCUGGUGGCUUCAAUGAGAAGAUUUAGUCUACUUAAGAGAGAGUCCAGCAUUACAAAAGAGAUAAAAAUCCAAGCAGAACACAUUAAGAGAGGUUUGGAUGAUUUAGUAAAAGAAGUUAAAAAGUCAGAGGAUGAAAAUGGUCCAUCAUCAGUGAUCACAAGGAUACUUAAAUCUCAGCAUGCUGCGAUGUUCCGCCAUUUUCAGCAAACUAUGUUUAUAUACAACAACACAAUAGCAGCAAAACAAGAGAAGUGCAGGAAAUUUAUUUUCCGUCAGCUUGAAGUUGCUGGAAAAGAAGUGGCAGAAGAAGAAGUAAAUGAUAUGCUUCAUCAAGGAAAAUGGGAAGUUUUUAAUGAAAGCUUACUCACAGAAACCAAUAUCACUAAAGCACAACUCUCAGAGAUAGAACAGAGACACAAAGAACUUGUUAAUUUGGAGAACCAAAUGAAGGAUUUAAGGGACCUUUUCAUUCAGAUAUCCCACUUAGUAGAGGAACAAGGAGAAAGCAUCAACAAUAUUGAAAUGGUAAUGAAUAGCACAAAAGAAUAUGUUAACACUAUUAAAGAAAAAUUUGGACUAGCUGUAAAAUACAAAAAAAGAAAUCCUUGCAGGGUAUUGUGUUGUUGGUGUUGUCCAUGUUGUGGCUCAAAAUAA